Molecule: messenger RNA, 6012 nt
Organism: Etheostoma spectabile (orangethroat darter)
Lineage: Eukaryota; Metazoa; Chordata; Actinopteri; Perciformes; Percidae
Product: transcriptional enhancer factor TEF-1
Exons: 12
Coding region: 416-1702 (428 amino acids)
Biological process (GO): hippo signaling; embryonic organ development; regulation of transcription by RNA polymerase II
Cellular component (GO): transcription regulator complex
Molecular function (GO): RNA polymerase II cis-regulatory region sequence-specific DNA binding; DNA-binding transcription factor activity, RNA polymerase II-specific
Source: RefSeq, a predicted model, not a curated record
CCCAUCUCUCAUUCACUCUAUUUCAUCCAUCCAGGGUGACGCCAGUCCCUCUCACCCCGCCCCGUUCAACUCAGUCCAGUGCGUUCAUUUCAUUCCUGCUCCCAUUCCGCGCAUAUUUCGCAUCCUUGGAGAGACGCUGCGCAUUUUACGCACUCAGGCGCCCGAUCCUUCAUCAAACCAAAACCGUGAGGAGAUUCUGGAGUUGGCGGAGUGCUUCCUGAUGCUGUAGCGACUCCGAUCCGUGAAAAAGUGUGGGAAUUAAUCCAUUAAGAGGCGUAUGAAUCGAGAGUUCCUGCUGUCUGAAGUUGGAUUUGGACCAGCCUGCUGAGUUGUCUACAGUCUACCAGCAACUUUUAUUCUUAUUAUUGGUAGUUUGAUUAUUGGUAGCAUUUGGGAUUACCGUCAAAGCAGCAGUAUGGAACGCAGUAGCUGGAGUGGCAGUGAGAGCCCAGGCGACGACAUGGAACGACUAAGUGACUCAGGAGGAGAUAAGACCAUGGAUGGGGACCCUGAGGGAGUCUGGAGCCCCGACAUUGAGCAGAGCUUCCAGGAGGCCCUGGCCAUCUACCCACCUUGUGGAAGGAGGAAGAUUAUACUGUCAGAUGAAGGAAAGAUGUACGGUCGAAAUGAGCUGAUAGCCAGAUACAUCAAGCUACGAACAGGCAAGACGCGGACAAGGAAACAGGUAUCCAGUCAUAUCCAAGUUUUAGCUAGAAGAAAAUCCAGGGAGUUUCAAUCAAAACUGAAGGACCAGAAUGCCAAGGAAAAGGCAAUGCAAAGCAUCUCCUCCAUGUCCUCGGCUCAGAUUGUCUCAGCCACCGCCAUACACAGCAAACUUCUGCCUGGAAUAGUACGGGCCAGCUUCCCCAGCAAUGCACAGCUGUGGCAGGGGAUGAUUCCUGGAGGACAAUCUACCUCCAACACAGAAGAUAUUAAGCCGUUCUCUCAGCAAGCCUACUCUGUGCAGACAGCAGGGACCCCCACAAUUUCAGGCUAUGAGCCUCCCAAUGCAGCCCAAACACACAGAGAGCCAGCAUGGCAGGAUCGCUCCAUUGGCACCACCAAACUACGACUUGUAGAGUUUGCAUCUUUCCUAGAGACACAGAGGGACCAGGAGGCAUAUAACAAGCACCUGUUUGUGAACAUCAGCCAGAGCAGUCCGAGCUACAACGACCCUCUGUUGGAAUGUGUGGACAUCAGGCAAAUCUAUGACAAGUUCCCAGAGAAGAAGGGUGGCCUCAAGGAGCUGUUUGGCAAGGGCCCGCAAAACGCUUUCUACCUGAUCAAAUUCUGGGCGGAUCUGAGUUAUAAUGUGCAGGAUGACCCAGCGGCCUUCUACGGUGUCACCAGCCAAUAUGAGAGCUCGGAGAACAUGACCAUCACCUGCUCCACCAAGGUCUGCUCCUUUGGCAAGCAGGUGGUCGAGAAAGUGGAGACGGAGUAUGCAAGGUUUGAAAACGGGCGCUUCAUCUACAGAAUCAGUCGCUCUCCGAUGUGUGAAUACAUGAUCAACUUCAUCCACAAGCUCAAACACCUGCCUGAGAAAUACAUGAUGAAUAGUGUGCUGGAGAACUUCACUAUUCUGCUGGUUGUAAGCAACAGAGACACUCAGGAGACAUUGCUGUGUAUGGCGUGUGUAUUUGAGGUGUCCAACAGUGAGCACGGAGCUCAGCACCAUAUCUAUCGACUCAUCAAGGAAUAACAUACACACACUUAUACACAUGCACACAUAUAGCCUUUUUAUUGGUGAUUAAUAGUGACAUUGGAGACAAACUGUCUAAAAAAGAAAUCCUACAAAAGUGUCUUUCAGCCACACUCAACUUAGUGAGGAAGGAAAUGGCUGCUCACAAAACACCACAACAAGAAUUGGGUAAUUAUUUACCAUCGGAUAUGAUGCAGUAUGCUGCAGAAUCCUCCUCAGCAGGAGCAUCCCCACAUAUAAAUCUUAACUCCAACCUGAAUAUCUGUUGUUGAUUAGCUGUAAAAACCACAGUGAUCCAACACAUCAGAAUCGACCUGGGUGGUUUUUCCGAAAACAUCCUGACUCUGAUAUCACCUGGAGAUGUUAUGUCUCCUGCUAAUUGGUUUCUUCCCCUCUUUGUACCAGUAAAUUUGUAUUUUGCUGUUCUGUAGAUGGAAAUGAAAGUAGUACUUCUGUCAGGUGCUUUUGGGAAAGUCAACCCAGGGCCAAAAAACAAAUCUAACAAUGUCCGCCUUCAUGUGACAAACGUGUGUGUUAUCUGCAAAGAUAAAGGUCAGACCCUGUGUAUCAUGAAUAACCAGAGAAGAAAAUAACACUACUGCAUUAUCAAAUAGUACAGUAUAGAGGUGGUUUUGUACAGAUAGCGACUGCAAAUUGUGAGCUGCAAUCUUGCACAAAAAGAGGUUUUUUCCCAAAGAAAAUAAAUCAAAGUUUUACCUUUUUGUAUGUACUCUUUAAAAAAAAGAAAAAAAAGAAAAAAAGAAUAGCUUCGAAACUUUGGGAAAUUGUUUAUUGAAAGUAGCAUAUAGACUAUAUUUUAAUUCCAUGAACACUAUCUAAAAUGUACGUUAAUAAGAAAGUAUAAUUGAAUUUAAACAAUACAGGUACCUUUUGUGCAACAAGCGACUCUUCAUCAAGAUUGAAUAAAAAAAUAAGCAUGUUAAAGAUAUGAUCCUUAAAAUUUCAGUUUGGCAUGUUUUGGCCCUAAAGACAAAUACAGUACACUUCCUGUCAGUGCUUCACAAUAAAAGCCAUUACGUGUUUUGUCAGUUGAGGGCUUUUAAUAUGAAGCAGCAUCAAAAGAAAAUGUUGGGUUGGUACUGGCAGAAGCUUUGUUUGGGUUUGAUUUCAUGAACAUCUUAAGGAUUAUAAUUUUAAAUAUAAAAUAUAUUGUGGUCAAUCUAUUGGGAAGCACUGUGAAUCUUUAAAACGUCAUUCAUGGUGUAUAAGGAAAAGACACUUUUCAAACUGUUCAGGUUUUACUUACAAAUUAAACUUAGUUAAAUAUGCUUGCACCAACUGACUUAAGCUUAACAUGUCUAUACUGACAAAUGUGUUAAAGCCUGAAAUUUUAUUAUGUCCAUAUUUAAAUGGAAGAUUAUCCUGACCAGAAGCCAUGGCACCUGAUUUUCAUUUUGAGAAAAGGGGAUAAGACACAGGUCCCUUUAAUUAGUCCAGGACUUGUUUCUUCCAGUUAGAUGAUAUUAUGUCAGAAUUUUGAUGAAGUGUACUGUAGCAGGUGAUGAUUGGUGGUGUGUAUGUGUCAUGCCCAGCAGCAUGAAGUGCCUUUGGUUGGUAACAGCAGUAUACAUUUCUAAUCUGUUUCAUGAAAGUCCUGAUAAUUUGGUGUUGUAAAUGGUCUAUGGAAAGUCAUUUUAGUGAAUAUAAAUACAUAAUAAGGUAUCACAUGGUCCAGUUUUCACUGUCUGAGGGUUAAUUAUCCAAAUUCCAUAUUUAAAGGAGCUGUACUUAUAUUCUUCACUCUUUCAUGUUACUUUAUACAACAAUGAUAACCCGGACUAUGAUGGACUAUUAACCGUUUAUUAGCACAACAGCAUGUGUUCACAGCAGCAUGGCUAACACCAACAACAGGAGCUAAAGUUACCCACAAUCCAUCAGGUGUAUCACACUCAAAUCCCACAGUAGCCCAAAAUACACAGUACUCAUCAUUCGCAAACAUUACUAUAGCAGUGAAACAAACAUUUGCUUGUAAUGAUACAGUGGAGUAAUGGUGUCCUUAGCAAAAGAACGAAGUCACACUGUGUGUUAGCCAAGUCUUUAUGUUCUUUGUUUUGUGAGCUGUUCCAAUGCAUCCAGUGCAUGUUAGUGUAUGUGAAAAAACAUUGGUAUUUCACAAAUUGGGGAAUGGUAUGUGAGAGCCAUUUGAAGGCAUUCCCAGCCCGCUAAUUGUUAUCUGUUAUUCCUAGUACAGCUCCUUUUAAUGACUGUUUCAUGUUGUUAUUUGUAGACAGUAAGCAGUGAACCAUACUAAAGAAUCUUAACUUUGAUCCCACAUGAUGUGUAUGAGACAGAUUCUUGUUUACUUUAUUUAUUUUACUUUAUGACAGCAUUUACAUGUAUGUGUGACAGAUUCAUGUCGAAACUGCUUGCACACUAUAUUAGGUAUUGUCUGGUGCCGCAUUUAAAAAAAUAACUUGGACUUGUUACUACUAAAGAAGACAAAUUCUAAUUUGGGUAUCUUCACAUGCCUUCUGUAAAAUAACUGAAAAAAACUGAAUAACAAUACGGUGAACCAGCAUUCAACAAUGUAAAAUGGUAUGCUGAUUAACAGUGUCAAGAUGUGGUGUCCAGAAUACCCAGUAAUUUGCAGAGAAAACACUGCAAAUUUAUUACGUGUUUAGGGGAACUUUUACCAUUAUACCGGACCUGAAAUGAGCCGUCUUUCGUUAAAACUAGCCAGCUGUUAAAUUUUAUGGUGUUUACAAUGACUCAUAUUUUAUAAUUAGGUAGUAGAUUGUAAGAUUGAUGAUACGCCUAUCAGUCUUCUACCAUUGUGCUGAAAAAUAUAAGAUUUGCCAUUGUCUAAAACCACAAUAUUUUGACUCUAUUUGUCUAAAGACUCCUGUGGGUGUCUCUCAGGGUACAGACAUCUGUCUAACAAAAUGCAAUCUUUGGUGACUUAUUCCGUCAGGAAAACCCCUUUUCAAAAUUCCACUGCCUUCAGCUUUUUUGUAGUGGCUUGUUGUUUGCAGGCAGACUACUAGACCUUCACAGCAGAGUACUAACUUGUAACAUGUACAAGAUAACCUAACACACAGCCUCAGAGGGGCUCAUUUUGCAAUAAUGACCUUCUGUCUGGACAUUAUCAACCACAGCUUACCAAAGACAGUCAUCAUGUGACACAAAAUGCAGAGGAAAAUGAAUUUAUUACAAGCUGGAGUAACUGCGCAUCUGCCAAAAAAAUACUAGGAAAAUGACUAUCAACCUCCAAACAUAUCUAGUUCAUGGGCUACACUGUAAAACUGGACUGUAUGUAGGUACAAAAUACAAAAUAAUAAACAAAACGUAAUGGAAAUAAGUUUAAAAACUUUGUGGUUUAGAAAAGUGUGCAUUAACUCUUUUUUUGUCUUUAAAGACUUUUUAAUUUGACCUUUAUAAAAUAUGGACACGUCUUAUCAUAUUGGUUGGUAGACCACUCAGAAGCCCUGUAUGAGAAGGACACAGGAAACCGUGAUAAAAUAAUUUAGCAAAAUGCCCAAAAUGUCUGUUAAACUUUACAAGGGCUCAUCUGUAGAGCUGUACUGUUAAAUGUCUGCUCCACAAUAAGCACAUGUUGCCUAAAAGUUAUUCAAAAGGUAGUCGCAUUGCCAAACCGCUGUCUCAGUGCUGCAGUAUGGUCUUGCUACACCACCUAUCUUUCUUGGGAUAGGGGAAAAAACACUCUGGCUUGUUUGUAUUUCUUUACACCAAUCACAACCAUCCUGGGCCAACGAAGCGAAGAUGGUAGAGAUAGCAAAAGGGGAGGAACAUUACAUGCCAGAUGUCAGGCUUUCUUCUAGCAAUGUACAUCGGUUGAGCCAGACUUUUAAAAAAGAUUUCAAAGUUCGAAACUGUUAGUUUCUGAGUCAUCUUCUGUGUUGUUAGUGUUGUCUCAAAUGUGCAAGUUGGAUAUUUAUCUUUUCUGAACUACAUGUGGAACAGAAAUCCUGUCUUUAAUCAAAUCCAAAAUGGCCUUGAAUCUUUUAGCUCCGGUGCAUGUGUAGCACAUCUGAAUGUGCACUGAGGAUUUUUGAUAAGGUGCUUUAUAUAAAGGUGACAAUAACGUUUAUUACAAAUGUUGUGUAUAUCUUUGAUAUUCUAAUGUUUAUCCUAUUUUGCAAAGAAGAGAGUACAUUUAGGAAAAUCCAAGAGCUAGUAAUGUGUGUCUAUUGGUACUACACAGGGUCUGAUCUUUGCUUUGUAACUGUUUUCCCCUCAUGGCUAAAAGUAUGUUAGAUAUUUUCUAGCUUUGUAGAGACUUUGUACACAUAUGCUAUUAAGGUUAAAUAAAUGGUCAGUUCUAAACUGUG